AGUCAACCGAGCAUCAUGAACACAUAUACGGUGGUCCUCGCCUUCGCCAUGGCUGUGGCCACGAUGGCCGAGCCGCCGUCGGGCGGCUACAGCUACAGCCGUUUCGGCGGCGGACACGGGGGCGGCGUCAGCUCCUCCUACGGCGUGCCCUCCCCCAGCUACGGCGUGCCCAGCUACAGCGCUAGAGUCGUCGGCAUCGACCUCGAGGGCAUCAAACAGGCCAUCCAAGUCGCGCAGUACAACCAAGUCAGCCACCAGGCCGGAGGUGGCGGCUACCCCAGCGGCCCUAGCAGCAGCUACGGUGCGCCUAGUCGUCCCUCGAGCUCCUACGGGGCCCCCUUUUAAGCUCUGAGAGCUGCAGAACUGAACUGAGUGUACAUACACCCAUCCAUCACACGGGUCAUGAUGCAUCAAACACCAUGCAUUGAUUUCUUUUUUGUAUAAAGCUUUUUGUAGGUUAUGUUUUAUAAAAAAAUACAUUUGUCACCGUAAAA
Molecule: messenger RNA, 494 nt
Organism: Tribolium madens (black flour beetle)
Lineage: Eukaryota; Metazoa; Arthropoda; Insecta; Coleoptera; Tenebrionidae
Product: pro-resilin-like
Exons: 3
Coding region: 16-345 (109 amino acids)
Source: RefSeq, a predicted model, not a curated record